This is a messenger RNA of Scomber scombrus (Atlantic mackerel), 1905 nucleotides long. Its product is annotated as scavenger receptor cysteine-rich type 1 protein M160-like. NCBI's taxonomy places the organism in Eukaryota, Metazoa, Chordata, Actinopteri, Scombriformes, Scombridae. Gene Ontology annotation, cellular component: membrane. The coding region runs from base 1 to 1905 and encodes 634 amino acids. The transcript is spliced from 8 exons. The record is from RefSeq and is a predicted model, not a curated record.
AUGUUUUCCUCAGCAACGGUCUUUGAUAAAGGAUCUUCCAUCCUAGAGAUCAGCUGUUCAGACUCUGUCAGGCUGGUGAAUGGGACUAACCUGUGCUCAGGCAGACUGGAGGUGAAGUCUAACCAGUCGUGGUCCUCAGUGUGUGAGGCAGACUUCGACCUGCAGGAUUCAGAGGUGAUCUGUAGGGAGCUUGGUUGUGGAGGUUCUUCGGUCAUCCAGGCGACGCUGUAUGAGGCUCCAGUGUUGACCAAGGAGUUCCACUGUGGAGGCCAUGAGUCGACUCUCCUGGACUGUGGAAGCUCAGAUAAGGACAUCUGCUCCUCUGGCAAAGCUGUUCAACUCACCUGUUCAGAGCCGGCUGAUGUCAGGUUGGUCGGAGGAGCCAGCCAAUGCACCGGCACUCUGGAGAUGAAACAAUGGGGUGAAUGGAAACCACUGGCGGAGAAGGACUGGAACCUGAGGUCAGCACGUGAUGUGUGCGGACAACUGGACUGUGGCUCUGUUAUUUCAACCAGAAGAAGAGAAGAGACCCCACUUAGACAUAUGUGGCAACUCAAAUCUGACUGUGAUGAAUCUUCGCUGACGAAAUGUUUAAGUAGCCCUGCAUAUUCCUCUUACAUCCUGGAGAUAACCUGCUCAGACUCCAUCCGGCUGCUGAAUGGGACUAACCUGUGCUCAGGCAGACUGGAGGUGAAGUCUAACCAGUCGUGGUCCUCAGUGUGUGAAGAGGACUUCGACCUGCAGGAUGCGAAGGUGGUCUGUAGAGAGCUUGGCUGUGGGGAGCUUUCAGUCUUCAGGGGGGAACUUUAUGGAGAAGUGGACACUGGAUGGAUGAACAUGUUCAAUUGUGAAGGGCAUGAGUCUGCUCUCCUGGACUGUGGACGCUCAGGAUCAACUAGAAACGCCUGCUCAUCUGGCAAAGCUGUUGUACUCGCCUGCUCAGACCUUAAUGAUGUGAGGUUGGUGGGAGGAGCUAGCGACUGCGCCGGUAGACUGGAGAUGAAACACCAAGGAGAGUGGAAAGCGGUGAUUAGUGAUUCCUGGAGUCUGAAGGAAACAGCUAUGAUAUGCAGAUGGCUGGACUGUGGCUCGCCUGUUUCAGCAGUGAAGAGAUGGGAUUCCUCAGAGCGGCCUGCGUGGUACAUCAAACAAUCCUGUGUUCAGUCUACAUCUACAGUGAGGGAGUGUGUGACAACAAGGGACGAUACUAAUUAUGACAUCCUGGAAAUCACCUGCUUAGAGUCUGUCAGGCUGGUGGAUCAAUCUGGUUCCUGUUCAGGCAGAUUGGAAGUGAAGUCUGACCUGUCAUGGUCUUCAGUGUGUGAAGAUGACUUUGACUUGCAGGAUGCAGAGGUGGUAUGUAGGCAACUUGGGUGUGGGGCACCUUCAGUCCUCCAGGGGGGGCUCUAUGGAGAAGUGGAGGCUGCAGUCUGGACAGAAGAGUUCCAGUGUGAAGGCAAUGAGUCUGCUCUGCUGGACUGUGAAGGGUCCGGCUCAGUGAGGGAGACCUGCUCACCAAAUAAAACUGUUGGACUCACCUGCUCAGAGGAUACCAGGUUGGUGGGAGAGCCCAGUCGCUGUGCUGGAUUUCUGGAGAUGAAGAACCAGGGCGAGUGGAGACCAGUGGCUGACUUGGAUUCUGCAUGGGACCAGAAGUCUGCAGCUGCAGUGUGUGCACAGCUGGUUUGUGGUUCUGCUGUUUCAACGAGUAUAUCAUUUGAUGAUUUUCCAUACAGACUUGUGUGGUGGAUCGAGUCUCCUUGUGUCCAGUCAGCAUCUGCACUGCAGGAGUGUCUAAGGGAGAUCGGUAUAGAUGAAUGCCAUACUGGCCUGAAAGUGAUAUGCUCAGGCCCUCCUCUCAAACGCUCUCUACAGCAGAUUUCCUGUACUGUUAACAAACCAUGA